Chrysemys picta bellii (western painted turtle) is the source of this 5361-nucleotide messenger RNA. It is a transcript of the gene SPMIP10, whose product is annotated as sperm microtubule inner protein 10. Lineage: Eukaryota; Metazoa; Chordata; Testudines; Emydidae. The record is from RefSeq and is a predicted model, not a curated record.
UGCUGAUGGUUGAGCACAUUCUCCCUUACUUGUGCUCAGCGCCCCCUCUCGCCUCUGCCACAGUCACAUCUGCAGCAGGAAGGGUCUGUGGUUCCCCUCUGGUGACGCUGAGGGUGGGGGCGUAUCUUGCCCCUUCUCCUUGAAACCUCGGGCAAUUCCGUCUCCGGAGCAAGUCCAUCCCCUGGCUUGUUUGCAGGUGCAGUGCAGAGGAGCUACACCUGCCCUCCGCGCCCGCCCAGCCUGGCCACCUUCUGGAACGUGGGCGGUGGCGGCGGCUGCUGCAUCACAAAGGCGCCCACGCCGGAGCGACCCCGCGCUGCGAGCGGUCCCGGCGCUGGAGAGGCCGCGGGGAGUCGGGAGUGGGCUGCAUCCGCCAUGGUCUCCGUCGGGACCAACACGGACCUCAAAGGGCUUGUUCACUGCCAUUUGCCAAAGUUAUCACACAAACAUGGGAUGAUUCCAACGCAUUACGUGAUGCCCUGGAAAGAAGACACGAAGAACAGGAAAUUCACUUUAAAGCAUGCAGAGGUUGUUGGGGUAUAUACUGGUGCCACAGAAGAUAGUCUGUUUUUGGAGCACAGAGAAAGACUUUGCCAUGGAGAAGAAAGAAAACACAUACGGGAGAAAAUUCCUCAGGAAAUAAUGAUUGCAGAUAUUCCCAUAUAUUCUCAUCUCUCCAGGUACCAGAAGUCUGUGAUUGCUCAUGCAUGGAGGAUGAAACUCUGACCUGCUUUUUCCCUCAAUACAGUCAUGUUUGAACUGUAUAGGCUAUGAAGUUUAAAUCUGCUGCAAGAAAAAAACUGUGUGGUGGUUUUUUUUCUCUCUUUAAAAUAGAAUUAACAUGUUUUUAAAGCUGAUUAGAUGUUCUAUUUGAAAUGAAAAAUAAGUUCUGUCUGGAAUUUGACCUGCAUAUUUUUGAUUAGGGAAGGGAAAAUCUCAAAAGUUUCAGACUUCCCAGUUUGAUUUAGAUAAGGCGCAUACAGACAUUUGGAUGCUUAUCUGAAGUUUAUACAAACCUUUAGACUCUACUCAGCUUUCCACCACCAUCUCCAAGAGACUGGUAUCAAUCCCAUUCUUAAUCCUCUAUUGUUUUCUUGGAGAGAGUCCCACUAGCUGUCUACCAGCCCUCCUUACAUCUUCUAAGGGUGAUUAGCUAGCUUCUUCUCCUGGCUCUUCAGGGGGCAGCUGGCUGGUUCACUUCCCUCUUCCUUUUGUUUAGGUGAUAGGGGGAGGAAUGCAACUAUCUCCAAAUGCUAGGCAGGUAGCAACAUCAGGAUCUGGAAAUUGUCCAACUGAUACUGUUGCAGCUGUUGCACUUGACUCCGCUCUAGGUCUGAAUUGCUUCCAAGUAUAUUAUAGUAAAAAGAAAUUCCCAUUAUUGGCUGAAGGAGGAAUUAUGGGUUUACAAAGCCACUGAAAUCAUGGGGAAGUAAAGGAGACAAAAUUUGGAGAAAUACUAAAGGGUCAUCAGUUAAAAAGGUGCUGAAAGGCUGAACAAAUAUAAAUGGAAAUAAAUAAAAUACAUAAAUGAGAACAGUUGGUUCCAGUCAUACAGGAGCUCUCUGUAUGGAAUCAAUUCCACUUGUCAAUCAAGAACAGAUGCCAUUAAAAUGAUUUAAUUGAAUUUUGCAUUAUAAUGGCUCUUUAGUCAUAAUUGCUUAUUCUAAAAAUGCCACAGGUUCAAACUUCAGAGAGUGAGAAAUGGGGAAGAAAGAAAAUGAAAAACCCUUUAAAUUUAAAAGCUGCUAAGUAUUUAUAAAUGUUCUGGGAUAAAAAACAUACUUUUGCAUAACCAGUUUUGUUUAUAUUUCACAUCUGCUGAAAGGAAGACAAUUAAGAAAUUUUGGGCUUGACAUUUUUAUACGCUAAUAACAUUUAAAAAAAAUACAUUGGCAUGUAAUUUUAAAAUAUUGCUCUCUUCACAAAUACACAUUAUUUCAAAUUGUGAUUAAAUCUAACAGUAUAAAACUUUCUGCUCUGGGUUGAAGAGGAUUUCCCCUCUCCCCCCCCGACUAGAUCAAAAGCAGAAAGGAGCUGUCUUCAAAGCCUACGUACUUAUAAAUUAAAAUAUAAAGUCACCAUGAGCAAAUGAGCAGUAGGGUUUCAAGAACAUUUUUAUACAUAGUUAAAAUGUACUCAAUAUUUUGUGUCUAGAAAUAUUAAUGACAAAAUAGUUUUUCACCCUAAGUGGUUCCAAAUCUGAAAUACUUUCAUUUUUUUUUUUAAGAAAGAAUAUAACAUUACAUUUUUAUUGCUUAUGGCUUUUCCCUUCAGAGCUACUGUAGUUGUGGAUAAAAUCUGCAGCUGACAUAAUUUUCUUUUAUAGAUAAGGAAAUAAAAAUAUGACCUAAAGCAUCACUCCCAAAAACUAUGAGUCAGAUUGGCGUCCCUGCGACAUCAGCACGCCGGGACGGUAAAAGGCUUGCAGCUGGUUGGAAGGAGAAUGUUCCUGAUAAUGAGCAUUGUGCUGGGCUGCCAUAAGCAGCUCUACUCAACUCCCCGCCCCCUUGUGCCCUGGUACAGGGUGUGUGUCAGGGUUGGGGGCAUGUAGUGCUGUGUUAAUUUUGAUGGAAUAAAUGGGCCCAGAGAGUCAAAGGUGUUAACAUAGCCCUAUGACUGUACAAUGAUAAACAAUUAAAUGUUUUGGGAGGGGUUGAAUACAGAGACUUUGGCCUGCUUAAUUCCAUGGCAACUACCUCCAUUAUAUAUCUUUAUUAAAGAUACAGAAAAAGAAGAAUAAAGAAUUUGAAAUGUGAAGUACUGUAUUAAGUAAGGUUUUCAUUUUAACAAUAUUCCUUAUUCCCCUUUGCUCUAACUACAGAGUUUCUUAGGGGAAACUGCCUGUUAGACAGUUUUUUAGAUGGUAUUAUAGAUAACAAUGAUCCUUCUUGGGGAAAAGAGAAAAUUAGUUGAGAUGAUCUGGCGGUGUUGUUGCAAACUGAUUCUGCUUCCUUUAAAGAAACAAAAUAACCCAAAUGCACACAGAAAGGGACAGAAAAGAACAGUGAUAUUAAAUGCAGCUCCUGUCUUUGGUGCUGACUCUUAUUUACAAUUUCACGGCUAAAAAAAUAGACAUGGCACCCUAUCUUAUUAGCCACUCCAGGACCUAGCAAAUUUGUACCAGCAUUGAGCUGUAUAAGGCCUGGUUUACACUGGGGGGGAGGGAGAUUGAUCUAAGUUACACAACUUCAGCUACGUGAAUAACGUAGUUGAAGUCGACGUACUUAGAUGGACUUACCGUGGUGUUCACCGCGGUGAAUCAACUGCUGCCACUCCCCCAUCCACUCCGCCUGUGACUUUUGCGGCAGUGGAAUACAGGAGUCGACGGGAGAGCACUCAUGGAUUGAUUUAUCACAUCUAGACUAGACACGAUAAAUCGACCCCCGCUGGAUCGAUUGCUGCCCGCCGAUCCGGCAGGUAGUGUAGACAUACCCUGACAUUGCUUUUAGCUACCUCUUGGGUCACAGGCUCACGGCAUUGUUGCAAAAGAGACAGUCUUGACCAACUGAACUAGACUUUUAUUAAACAGAAGGCAAAAAGAGAGAGAGGAAAGAAAAGAAAUAAGGUGGGGAAGGAAAAUGAUGUGGAAGGGAUGAGGGUAGUGGGUGAGUGACAGCAGGAACUCAAGUGUCACAUCCCAGGUGGUAUUCAAGAUUUAGUGGAAUCCACUGGAAGCGGUAGGGUGACCAGACAUCCUAAUAUUAUCGGGACAGUCCCAAUUUUAAGGGACUUGUCCCGCAUCCUGACCUUACAUUGGUCGGGAUGCCCUUUGUCCCGAUAUUGGGGACCGUCUGGACCGCAGCUGCGGCGCCGCCGCUCACUACUUCCUGGGGCAGUUCCCAGAGCCCACCUGCCAGCAGGAGUGCCACAAGCUCCAAGGGCGGGGCUUGCAGGCACCGGGAGCGGGCAGAGGGCCCUCUGCCCCCGCCACUCCCCACCCAACCCGACCCGCAACCCUAGGAGCCAGAGGGACCAGCUUGCCGGAUGCUUCCCGGGAUGGGAGCCACCUCAGGUGAGCACCGCUGGGACUCCCCACCUCACCCCCGGCAGGUCCCUCUGGCUCUUAGUGUGCGGGGGGCUCUGCAUGCUGCUGGCACCUGCAAGCCCCGCUCCGCGGCUCUGGCAGCUCCGAUUGGCGCUUUUCCCGGCCAAUGGAAGCCACCGACCUCGCGCUUGGGGCUCUGGACAUAGUGGAUCCAGGGGGUGCUGGGCAGGGGAGCUGUGUGGCUCAGCAUGGGCCCACCCCCAACAGGAAGGGGCACGCUGGUAGCACAUGGACCAGUGUGCCUCUGGCUCCGGUCGAGGCUGUGCACUGUGUCUGUCUGUCUCUUUGCCCUCCCCACCCCCCGCCCCUCCGCUCGCCCAAUAUGUCCUGAUAUUUCACUCUUGAGAUCUGGUCACCCUAGGAAGCGGUGAUGUCAUCAGUCCCCUGUCUCUGGCCCAGUCUAGUCUGAACAUCUUUCAGGAUCACAAUGAUGAAGGCCCAGAAUGUCAGGGUGGAUCCCAGGUCCCCAAGAAAUGGUGAGAGCAGCUGACAUGGUGAACCUUGCCCUUCAGUCCAACUGUCCCCAGUGUUUUUCACACCCCCACCUAAGGUCUUUUUUUAAGGACCCCAAAAGGGAGUGAUGGGUGCAAUAGUCUAUCCCCUAAUUAUUUGCUCCACCAAUUAGACCUAAUUUCCAAUGCACCAGUGUUAGGCCAUUAAUUUCCAGUUCCAUUCUCCUCUUGUUUACCAGUCAUCUCAACACAAUCCUUGGGUUGCAUCAGUAGACUUUAAUUUGAACUCAUUCAGUCUGUCUUUAACUUUUACUGACCUUUAUAAAUAAUUGUAUAUAACAGGCUGAGCUGGACCUUUGUUACCUUGAACAACUUAGAGUACAGGCCACUGCACAACAGCAGGGCAUAACAUUACUGGCAUUCUUGGUAGCAUGGCUGCCCAUAGGCAGUCCAGGAGAGGCUGCUGUAAUUUAGGGCACCUCCUGGGCCUAAGUUACUCCAAAGGCCAUUUCAGUAGCAUUUCAGCCCCGGAAGCAGCCCAGAAUCGAAUGAGGGGUGGAAUUAACAUUCUGGCAUUUCUGAACUAUUGAGUGCUUGACUUUGCAACCUUAGUGCUCUUUUAACAUAAGUUUCUGUGUGUAAUUUAUUUUAAGACGUGGGUACUAGAUACACAGUCUAAUUGGUUUAGUAGUCUGAUUUUUUUGCAUUUGAAGUCAAGCAUUUGAAGAGACGCCAUCAUCUUCAGGGCUCCCAAAAGUGUCACCUAUCAUAUAUCUGUUGUGCAAUCUUCUUCGUGUUCUAAAACAGUGGUCUCCAAACUUUUUUGAUUGUGCACCCCUUUCAGUAAAAAUUUUUUGAGCACGC